GGUGAUUAAAAAAAAAACCCUUUUGAAAGACCUUGAUAAAAUCCAUAAAUUUAGGGGGUAAAAUGAAAGUUAUCCUUCUUUUUCCCCUUGCACAACCAAACGAGAGAGAACGGAAAACAAAGAAAGAAAGACAAAAAGGAAGGAAGAAAAUAGCUAUCUUUGAGGAAGCGAAUCAAUGGAGGAUUAUGAGAAGGCCGCAACAGUAAUGUGUACAGUGAUAGGCAUGGACUACGCCAACAGUCUCUCUUACAGAGCCUGCUCACUCUGCGAGAGAACUCUUCCUGAUACUCUCAAUGCCCUUUGCAAAUUCUGCCACAACAAUACCGCCGCCUCCUCUUCCAAGCGCCUAUUUCGUGUCCUUGUUUCCAUAGCCACGGAUACCAAGGUGCUUAAUGUCAUGUGCUUUGAUAGGGCUGCUACAGUCUUGUUUGGCUGCUCUGCUGAUGACUUCUUUCACUUUUCCAAGCUUCACCCUUUCGCUGCUUCCAAUGCUGCUAAAAUUUUGGAAGGAGAGAUGUUUAGAAUGACUUUGUCCAAACCAAAGAAUGGUAAUGCACAACACUUGCGAGCUGUCUCUAUUGUACCUUUGAGGUCUGGUUUCAAGCCAGCAAUUGAAUCAUUGAAGGAAUUCUAUGGGGUAAAACCAGCAACUUCUUGAUUCUUUUAUCCAUUCAUCAUUGGAUUGACAAUGCCAUCUGUUUUAGCCAAAUUUUCCUUAAAAGAGUAGUUUGUGGCAAGGAGGUCUUGUGGGUUGGAUACUGGUUUAAAAUGAUAAUUUGUUUUGCUUCUGAGUUCUGUUUACGACACUUGAGAAAUCAAAGGCACCGAGGCUCCUUUCUACUGAAGAAAAUAAUUGCUCAUUGGUAGUGGCAAAUUGGCUGCGGGGUGUGUAUCAAGAGACACUACAGUCUUAAGCUAUGCAUUCCAGGUCUUAAGCAUUCAAGGAUAUCUUUUUAGGGUAUCAAUUGUUUGAGUAAUAAACUGGGUAGAGCUCAGCCUAACUUACUUGAAAUCGUCAUUCUCUGGGAGAAGUGUCUGCCGAUUACCUAUGUAACAGACUAUAUUUCUCUUUACAUACAGUAAUGCUUAUAUUUCCCGGUCUUGUAUAUCAUAAAUGGGUGAUAUCAAUGC
This is a messenger RNA of Populus euphratica (Euphrates poplar), 1131 nucleotides long. RefSeq lists its product as uncharacterized. Lineage: Eukaryota; Viridiplantae; Streptophyta; Magnoliopsida; Malpighiales; Salicaceae. The record is from RefSeq and is a predicted model, not a curated record. The coding region runs from base 176 to 658 and encodes 160 amino acids. The transcript has 3 exons.